AUGGGGUCACUCCGCAGAUUAAUAACUCGCUUGUCGCGAGAAAGAGAAUAUUCUGACAUGUAUCGUGCAUUCAUGGCAGAAUACAUUCAACUAGGACACAUGGUACGAGUACCAGUCAACGAAUUGCCCGCAAACGCUUACUUCUUGCCUCACCAUGGGGUAUUGAAGCUUGAUAGUGCCACUACGAAGCUCAGGAUAGUGUUCAAUGGUUCCUGUGCAACAUCUACAGGAAUUUCAUUGAACGACAUUCUCCACGCAGGACCCAAAACGCAAAUUGACAUUUUUGAUGUGAUGUUGAGAAUCCGUUGCAGCAGGAUUCUAUUCGCUACUGACAUCACCAAGAUGUUCAGGCAGAUUGAGGUCGACUCGCUUGAUUGGCCGCUUCAGUGCAUUCUCUGGAUAGAUGAGAAUGAUUUACUAGACGCUUACUGUCUCAAGACAGUCACAUACGGAACCGCUAGUGCAUCUUUUGACGCAGUACGUGUGCUUAUCCAACUAGUAAAGGAUGAAGGACACCGCUUUCCGCUAGCUGUUGCUCCAAUGUUGAAAACACGCUACGUAGAUGACAUCUACGGUGGAGCAGACAACGAAGAAGACGCUAUCAAGGCUGCAGUACAAACAAAAGCUUUGUGUGCAGCAGGCUGCUUCCCGCUUGCCAAAUGGGCUAGCAAUAGCCCACGGUUACUCGCUAAAGUCGCUCUAGAAAAGCAGUUGGAUACACCGCUUAAAGAAAUCAGUGAUACACCAGUAAAAGUCCUGGGCAUGUACUGGAAUUCACGCACUGACGCUCUCCAGUUCAAGUACACGCUACCGCCAGAGACGCCCAAGACAAAAAGAGCUAUUUUGUCUGAAAUCGCUAAGCUGUAUGACCCGCUAGGACUUCUCGCACCAAUAGUCGUCAAAGCCAAGAUCUUCAUGCAAGAUCUGUGGCUAGAUAGAAUGUCAUGGGACGAACAAUUGUCACCAUCACUCAUUUACAAAUGGACUGGAUACCGCGAGGAUCUUCGAAACAUCGAAUCCAUCCGCAUUCCACGCUGGAAUAAUAUAGCACCUGGAGCAACUAUGGAAUUGCACGGGUUCUCAGACGCUUCGCAAAACGCUAUGGCUGCCGCUGUUUAUUUGAGAGUCACUGACGCUGAUGGGAACACAAAGGUCUCACUUCUGUGUUCAAAAACGCAAGUAGCACCGCUGAAGACCAUGACAAUCCCACGCUUGGAAUUAUCUGCCGCAUGGUUGCUAACAGAACUGAUACUUCAUGUCAAAGAAGUUCAGUCGCUUGAAAAUGUCAGGAUCAAUCUCUGGACUGACUCUCGCAUUGAUUAA
This is a messenger RNA of Cotesia glomerata, 1323 nucleotides long. RefSeq lists its product as uncharacterized. The transcript has a single exon. NCBI's taxonomy places the organism in Eukaryota, Metazoa, Arthropoda, Insecta, Hymenoptera, Braconidae. The record is from RefSeq and is a predicted model, not a curated record. Bases 1 to 1323 code for a protein of 440 amino acids.